AACACGAUUAAGCCAGGUAGAGUGUGAGGGAACAGUGCUUAAAGAACAGAAACCAGGUCAUUGCUCUCAGGACCUGAGGAUAGCACAAUGACCACCAAAAGUCUGCUUCAGCGUCUGCAAGACAAAGAGGAUGUUGUUGUGGCAGAGGGAUAUCUGUUUGAAUUUGAGAGAAGAGGCUUGCUGAAAGCCGGAGCAUUUGUACCGGAAGUCGUCAUUGAAAGACCGGAUCUGGUGAAAGGUCUCCACGAAGAGUUUGUCAAUGCCGGAAGUGACGUUUGUUUGGCAUUUACGUACUACGGUCACCGAGAGAAGCUCAGAGUUAUCGGCCGUGAAGGUGACCUUGAGAAGUUGAACAGGGACGCGUUGAGGAUCGCUAGGCAGGUGGCAGACGACACCGGGACGCUGAUGGCGGGAGAUCUCUCCAACACGACGGUGUACAGGAAGGAUAACAAGGACGCCAUUGAAACGACGGAAGCCAUGUUUAAGGAACAAAUCGAGUGGGCGGUUGAGGAAGGAGCGGACUACAUCGUUGGAGAGAGUUUCAGUGAAUUCGGGGAGGCCAUGCUUGCCCUUGAAUGCAUUAACAAAUAUGGCAACGGACUACCAGCGGCCAUUAGCUUUAUUCCCCAUGCAGUGGAUAAAACACCCGACGGUCUGGCGUUCGGCGUCGCCUGCCGCAGGCUGGAGGAAGCAGGAGCGGCGGCAGUGGGACUGAACUGUGGGCGUGGUCCCAGUACGAUGCUGCCUCUCAUAAAGGAGAUCAGACAGGCAUGCAAGGGGCCUGUAAUAGCAUUGCCAGUACCAUACAGGACGUGUCCACAACAGCCGACGUUCCAGUCCCUCACACAUCCUGUGACGGGUGCCAUGUCAUUUCCGGUUGACCUUCCUGCGCAUGCCUGUAGAAGAAGUGAAAUUGCCGACUUUGCCCGAGAAGCCAAAUCCCUGGGCGUGCAGUACGUGGGACUAUGUUGUGGCAACGCUUCUCACUACAUCCGGGUGGUGGCGGAGGAAUACGGGCGUCAACCCCCCGCCAGUAGAUAUUCCCCCGAUAUGUCCCAGCACUUUGUUUUCGGGAAGAACAAAAGCAGCGAGGAUCCUUAUCUGCAGGCUAUCAAGAAGAAGCUGCAGGCAUAACAGGUUGAGGGAGGAGAAACACAUUACCUACAUUUGAUCUACAUUGAAAUUAGUCAAUGUACAUGCUCCUUCCUAAAGGCACUAUUUCACACCACACUUCUCUAAAACUAGAUUAACUAUCAGCCCUCAGGGAAGCUACCAUAUCAUGUAUUUUAAAAGAAAUUACGUAUUUAGAUUACAAUAUG
This is a messenger RNA of Haliotis rubra (blacklip abalone), 1319 nucleotides long. RefSeq names its product betaine--homocysteine S-methyltransferase 1-like. Gene Ontology annotation, molecular function: methyltransferase activity; zinc ion binding. The coding region runs from base 88 to 1134 and encodes 348 amino acids. The record is from RefSeq and is a predicted model, not a curated record. The transcript has 7 exons. Lineage: Eukaryota; Metazoa; Mollusca; Gastropoda; Lepetellida; Haliotidae.